This is a messenger RNA of Anthostomella pinea, 693 nucleotides long. Lineage: Eukaryota; Fungi; Ascomycota; Sordariomycetes; Xylariales; Xylariaceae. The record is from the annotation of a GenBank genome assembly.
AUGGCUUCUGAAGACUGGUCCGAUCAGGAUGAAUAUGAGGUUCCUCUGCAAGACAGACGACCAUUCGGGGCAGGACUCAAGCGAAAACGAGUCGUCUUCGUUCCUGCUUCGACAGGCGGCCUCAAUACUACCGAAGAGACGAGAAUCCCGAAGCCGUCUAGAUCAGUGUCCGACAUGUAUCUAAGCAUAGUUCUGCCAAAGGACGCCAACCAGUCUACGGGAGCAAACGAGACGAAUACUCCUGCACCUCAGAUCUGCCAGGUCUGUAGCCUCCCGAUAAACAAGGACUCUGAGGCUGUAGACACGAACAACGCAACGGGUCGACCCCAUGAAGCCUCGAUAGCGCAUCAGGUAUGCAUGACACACUCACAUCCGCCCUCUGCCCUGGACCGUUCGCGCAUGGGGCUGGGCGUCCUACAGUCUCAAGGGUGGGAUCCCGACUCGCGGAUAGGACUCGGUGCCACGCAGCAGGGCAUGAAAUAUCCCAUCAAGGCGAAACCCAAGUACGACACGUUAGGUAUAGGAGUCGAGGUGCCAAAAGACGCAGUCGUCAAGAAGAAGAAGGAGAAGGUUCAGACGCUGGAUGCGAAGAAGGCUCGCAAGAAGGCUGCAGAUGACAAGAGGCGGCACAAGAAGCUCAGGCAACAGUUCUAUGGCAACUCGGACGUGGAUAAGUACCUAGGACAUGGAUAA